GUGACCAGGUCCUUUGAAUGCGUGUGGCGCGCGUUAUGAGACAGUGCGUGGAGGUAAACUGCUCAUGUAUUGAAUGGAAUGUAUCACUAAUUUGUAUGAGUCUUUGAAGUCCGUUAGAUUUUUCGUCAUCGCAACAUGUUUUCUGCGGAUCAAAGAUGUUGGUUUGUUCGUAAGGUAAUCUUUUGGAGAGCAGUGGCCAGUAUAGCCUGGUCUGUCCUGCUGUUGCCUCCCACCACAGCUCUCUAUGUAGUCCUCAGUAGAUUCAGUCUGUUUCACCCUCUACAGUGGUUAACAGAAUGCCUGACAGUGCUGACCAGUGCCAGUGCCAUCUUCUCCUUUAUCCUGCUGUGUGGAGUGGUGCUACUGGUGGGCUUUUUCAACCUGGAAUACUACUCAGUUGUCCCAUCCAUCGCCUGCUCGAAGAUCGCCCUGUUGGGUCAUGUGCUGCACCCCCGUCAGUUCUUCCACUCGCUUGUGCACUGCAUUAUGGGAGUUGUUGUUGCGUGGUGUUGUGCUGUCACCAUCGGAGGGCGCUACCAGGCCUUGGGGUACCCCUGUAUGAAGGACGAGAGUGGUCCCCAGAUGUGCCUGAAUGAAAACCACCUGGUGCUGCUGCUGGCAGGGGCCUUCGUGGGCUACAGUCAUAGCCUGCUUGGGUUGGUCCACAACAUGAACUACAUCUCCUUCCACACCGUGCAGCAAUACAAGUACCUCUGCUUCAAGGGGACUCUGCCCCUGGUGAUGAGAGCCAGUGCUGUCCAAGCUCUCUACUCCCUCAGGAACUUCCUCGCCCUCUACUUCUUCAUGGGCUAUGUUCCACGGGCCUGGGUCUGCAGAACACUGGACCUCCAAGUCGACAGUUCGGUUUACUCGCUGGACUGUGUCUCUGGCCUGCUGGACCUGUCUCUGCUCUACCAGUUGUGGAUCAGUGCUAGCUUCCUCCUGUUCACCUGGUACAUCACUGUUCUGCUCUUCAGGAUCUUUGUCACAGAGGCUUACAGUUUCCCUGUCCAACCCACCUUCCAAGAGGACGCCCACCAGUGUCUUCCAGAGGUCAUCACCGGCAAGCAACCAACAAUACUGAAAUUCCUAGCCCUCCAGGACCUGGCCCGGCUGUCCAAUCACUGCCCCUCCAGACGUCAGGAGGUGUUCAGCCUCAGCCAACCAGGCGGUCACCCUCUCACAUGGACGGCUGUGAACAGGGAGUGUCUGUCUCUGUUGUCUGAUCUGACUGAGAGGCUGGUGAGUCACCAUGACAACGUUGCUAGCAACGGACGGACCAAGUUGCAGUCCAUCGGCAGUGACAAGAAGACCUCCUCAGAGAGCUCCGGGUCUUCUGUUGGUUUGGAGGACAUACGGACCCCCUGGCCUAGCACUGUGCUCCGAACUCCCGGCUCUGUGUUCCUGCGUUCCUCUGUGGGGGCGGGGCCGGGGGGGCUGGGGACCCCCUUGACAGCCCCCUUCACCCCAGACCUAGACAGCCCCUUCACCUCCCCGGCCCUACGACUCCUCACUGCUCCUCCAGGGCCCCUGUCCCCUGGCUACAGCUCCAUCCAGAGCCCACACAUUAUGAGGAGGGGCCCCAAGCUGUGGUCAGCUUCUCCAGACUCCCAGUUGAACGGUAGUCCCCCAGCGUCUCCUGCCUCUAGCCCCGCCCAGUUGGAACGCAAACCCAGCUUCCUGGUUACCUUCCUACAGAACAGGAAGUAUCAGGUUAAACAGUUCUUGGCAAAGAGGGUCGUGAUAAUGUACUUGUUUUACAAGCUCCCUGAAGCCUCCAGUCAGGCCCUGUUUGCUGACAGCCAAGCUCACAUCUGGGCAUUAGAAGGUCUGUCUCACCUGGUGGCAGCAUCCUACUCAGAAGACCAGUAUGGAGUAGUUCAGACCACCCUACCCAGUAUCCUCUCUGCCAUGCUCAUGUUACAAGAGGCGGUGGACCGUCACUUCAAACUGCCCCACGCCUCUUCUAAGCCGGGCCGCUCCUCCUUCAGCAUGGGAGACAGCAGCUAUAAGACGCUCCGCUUUGCCCUGCGAGCCACACUGAAGACCUCCAUCUACAGGAUCACCGCUACCUUUGGAGAACAUCUGAAUGCCGUUCAGAUGUCAUCUGAGCAUCGGAAGAGACUGCAGAACUUCCUGGAGUACAAAGAGUAACGUCAUAACGGGAUCAUAUUCGGCUGUGUGUGGCUGUAUGUGGGCGUGCGUGUGGGCGUGCGUGUGGGCGUGCGUGUGGGCGUGCGUGUGGGCGUGUGUGCGUGCGUGAGUGUGCGUGUGUGUAUGCAUGUGUCUGUUUCCGGUAAGACCUCUGAAGUGCCUCUUAAUAUGGGCUGGACUUGGUUACUGAUUCAAAACCCCAUGAUUUCUAAACAAAUUGUGUAUUUGACACAGCUUUAAUUUUCACUAUUUGGAAAAGGACUACAUCUGAUUCAGAGAACCCGCAGAGAUUAGGUUUCUUUCAUAUUGUCUGUUUUUGUUUAUUAUGUGUGGUCUGUCCUAUUAAAGAGUUUUGUAAUUGGCUUAUUAAUUAAAACAAUACAUGUCUUUUUUUCUCAGCUGAUUCAUAAAGCACAAUUA
Esox lucius (northern pike) is the source of this 2574-nucleotide messenger RNA. It is a transcript of the gene ndc1, whose product is annotated as NDC1 transmembrane nucleoporin. Gene Ontology annotation, cellular component: nuclear pore transmembrane ring. Gene Ontology annotation, molecular function: protein-macromolecule adaptor activity. NCBI's taxonomy places the organism in Eukaryota, Metazoa, Chordata, Actinopteri, Esociformes, Esocidae. The coding region runs from base 136 to 2154 and encodes 672 amino acids. Gene Ontology annotation, biological process: nuclear pore organization. The record is from RefSeq and is a predicted model, not a curated record. The transcript has 18 exons.